ACAGAAUGAGAAUAAGUCUUUGAUAUUAAUUACUAGUCUGCAGCUAGGAAUUCGGUAUCAUUGAACGCGAAGAACGACAACCGCGGAAACAUCCAUUCUAUAACGAAUGUCACUUUGAACUAUCCCCUCUAACCAAGACAGAGAGAGAGGGGGAGAGAGACAGACAAUUCUACGAAAGACACAAACUUUUCACCAGCGAUCAAGACGACAAAACUGAUCACAGUGUACCAUGGCCUCUCUCUCUCUGUCCCUGGGACUGCUGGUGCUAUGCACCCUGGCUCUUGUACACUGUGACCUGCAUGACGGCCCCGUCAGAGUGUAUGAUAUUCGUGCCUCCAAACUGAAAGGACGCUUUUUCUCAAAACCAGACCCCUACGUCAAGGUGUGGUGUGGCUCAUCCUUUCAUGGCAAGAGCAGCAUUCUGAAGAAACAGGAAAACCCCACCUGGCCCGACCAGUUCAACUUUGCUAACAUCCUUCCCAACUCUAUCCUGACGCUGGAGGUGUGGGAUGAUGUCAUCGGACCAGAUCGCCACAUGGGAACCUGCACCACCACCAUCCGCCCAGGAACACACACUGAGACCUGCCAGCUGAAGAAAGGCACCGUCUACUACACAUACAGCUACGGCUACAGUCACUAGAUGGAACAGUAUUAUGGUUAGAAUGUAACCUAUGACCUUGUGUCUGAUUGGUUCUCUCACCCUUUCUCUCAUGUAUUCACUUCCUUAUAGCAUCAAUUAAAACAAUGUGCUUUACGGCAA
Molecule: messenger RNA, 760 nt
Organism: Oncorhynchus keta (chum salmon)
Lineage: Eukaryota; Metazoa; Chordata; Actinopteri; Salmoniformes; Salmonidae
Product: perforin-1-like
Exons: 4
Coding region: 230-640 (136 amino acids)
Source: RefSeq, a predicted model, not a curated record